Molecule: messenger RNA, 2032 nt
Organism: Haliotis rufescens (red abalone)
Lineage: Eukaryota; Metazoa; Mollusca; Gastropoda; Lepetellida; Haliotidae
Exons: 4
Coding region: 80-832 (250 amino acids)
Source: RefSeq, a predicted model, not a curated record
GUUGAAUUGUACGGGCGCCUUACUUCUAUCCAAUUCGUUCUUACUUAUACACAUUUGCAUCUGGACAUUUUGGGACAGUAUGGAACUUAUCCUCAUUGCUAUUACAACUGUCUUCUAUAUGGCGCAAGCAAUAUCCUUCUGCUCGAUCAGUAACACAACUGUGCAUUGCUUCCCAUGCAGUGCCAUCUGCACAUCAAAUACAAACGCCUGCUUUAGGUGUCCCAUUAACUGUACCGAUCCCUGUGAGUUUGUGUGCAGUCAGUGGUGCCUUCACCAAACAUGCGAGUAUCAGCGAGGACAGCUCAUAUGCUCUGAGGGAUGCCAAGAUGGGCGAGCAGGGAUAUUUUGUCAAGAGUUUUGUGCACAAGACUGCCAAAGCUGUGAUCAGUUUACAUCAGAGUGCAAAGAAGUAAUUGGGAGUCCUAAAAGAACAGGUGCUGUAUCUUCUGAACAAUGGCUGGUAAUGGGCCCUGUGUUUGCUGUCAUUCUUCUUCUGGUCAUUGCUGCUGGGCUUUUUUACAAGAGGAGGUGCGCUCUUGGUUGUCUCACCAGGCUGCUUACCUUUGAAAGACGUGCCAUCUCCGGGAUAUCUGGACACGGGCCUGCAAUGAAGGAAGAGGAUGACUCAAGAUGCACACGCGAGGUCACUGCUCCGUCAACCCCGGCUAGAGAGUACGAAGGUGUUGGUAACAUAUAUGUUGAAAGUGUGCAUAUGUAUGUCAGUGUGGAUCAUGAUCAGACACACGAAUAUGCCACUCCUGACUUCACGCAAGGAAAAGUAGAUAAGGAGAAGUACAAGUAUCUGACGCCAAUUCCUCAGAAUCUGCCUUGAGAAAAUGUUCCUGCUGCUUACACCAAGUUCCACAGUUGGACAAAACAUCUAUUGCCCUAGAACAUCUUCCCAUUUGAGAAAUGUGUUUUUUUUGCUUAAACUAACCACCGGAUGUUGACGGGGUGGUGUGUGUGUGUGUGUGUGUGUGUGUGUGUGUGUGUGUGUGUGUGUGUGUGUGUGUGUGUGUGUGUGUGUGUGUGUGUGUGUGUGUGUGUGUGUGUGUGUGUUGGGGGGUAAUCCUCGGUUGUUGUCUGUCCUACGUGAUUGACAUUACCAUGGAACCUCACACACUUUGGCCGAAUGGUCAAAUCAGGAUGUUUCAUAAGUUGAUGUAUUUACAUGCUAUGGAAUGUGUCUCCGUUAAAACAAUAGUCCGUCAAUGGUUCCUGAAUAACGAGACCUGUCUGGUGACACUUGAAGCACUUCAACCAAGAGGAAUACUGGCGGGUGCAUUAUAGCAUCACGUUCUUUUCUCAUGUGUUGUGUAUUUCUUUAAACUAUUCUGGCGACCACUCCGAUUUCAACUAUUUCCAUAAUAGUACCUUAACAAUAACUGUUUUGAAAUUCCUGACACGCAUCAAGUCCAUCUCCUUUGGCGCAAAACCAACAAACCGAAGAAAGCCGAAGGUUUAAUGUGACGUUUGUAAUGAUUUGUCUAAACUCUGACUUUAGAUUGCGGAAUAAUUGGAAUAAAAUGAAUGGCCACAUUGUCACAAUAACAUUUAUCUAACCUGUGUUGUUCACUACUUUGAUAAGGGGCGGUCGGGUAGCCUAGUGGUUAAAGCGUUCGCUCGUCACGCCGAAGACCCGGGUUCGAUUCCCGACAUGGGUACAAUGUGUGAAGCCCAUCUCUGGUGUCCCCCGCCGUGAUAUUGCUGGAAUAUUGCUAAAAGCGGCGUAAAACCAUACUCACUCACUCACUACUUUGAUAAAAAGGCAAAAUGACAAAUGUUAGUUUUGUACUUGCCUAAAACCAGUGUUUAAAGGGUAGAAGUUUGCUUUGACAGGAUCUCUAUCAGGCUAGAUAACAAUACAAACGGCGUCUGUCAAAACAUGAUUGCACAUGACCUUUCCUACCAUGACUCCAUAUGUUAUCUCACACAAUGUCAGAAGGCCAUGCGACGUGGCGUUAUAUUGUGACUGUGCUUUUCAAUUUUAACUUUGUUGAAUGUUGCUUAAGGAAAUAAAACUUUUAUAUCA